Molecule: messenger RNA, 1392 nt
Organism: Mangifera indica (mango)
Lineage: Eukaryota; Viridiplantae; Streptophyta; Magnoliopsida; Sapindales; Anacardiaceae
Product: membrane-associated 30 kDa protein, chloroplastic-like
Biological process (GO): thylakoid membrane organization
Cellular component (GO): chloroplast
Source: RefSeq, a predicted model, not a curated record
GAAAGCACACUUUUAAUAUCUUCUCUUCCGAAGUUCUAUCCGUAAACAUUUGUCGAAGCCAUUUUGCUUUCUGGCAACAAAUUGAGUUGCACUUAUCGACCUGACAAAAUGGCCGCGAAAUCGCAGUUAAUUGCGGGACUGACCUUGCCAUUACCUACUGCUUCUUCUUCUUCUUCAAGCUCUAGCAACAGUCUAGGCAUGGUCAAGAAGCCCCUCACCACGUCGUUUUUUAAUGGAGGAGUGGGACCUCUAAGAGUUACAAGGUUAAGAAUUGCUCAUUCCAGCCUAUCACACUGUUAUAGACAAGGUGGAGGAGCACUAGGCACCCGCAUGAAUCUUUUCGACCGGCUUGCGCGAGUUGUCAAGUCAUAUGCAAAUGCACUCAUAAGUUCCUUUGAAGAUCCAGAGAAAAUUUUAGAGCAAUCAGUACUGGAAAUGAACGAUGACUUGGUAAAGAUGCGCCAGGCCACAGCACAAGUGUUAGCAUCCCAAAAGCGGUUGGAAAAUAAGUACAAAGCUGCAGAACAAGCUUCUGAAGAUUGGUAUCGUAAGGCACAGCUUGCUCUUCAGAAAGGUGAAGAAGAUCUCGCUCGUGAAGCUCUCAAGAGGCGUAAAUCUUAUGCUGAUAAUGCUAGUUCUUUAAAAGCUCAACUUGACCAGCGGGGUCUUGUUGAGAAUCUUGUCUCAAAUACACGGCUUUUGGAAAGCAAGAUACAGGAGGCAAAAUCAAAGAAAGAUACUCUGAAAGCACGUGCUCAAUCUGCAAAGACUGCAACCAAAGUGAACGAGAUGUUGGGAAAUGUCAAUACAAGCAGUGCUCUUUCAGCUUUUGAGAAGAUGGAAGAAAAAGUGAUGGCAAUGGAGGCUGAAGCUGAUUCUCUUAAUCAGUUAACUACUGAUGAUCUUGAAGGGAAGUUUGCACUACUUGAGAGCUCAUCAGUUGAUGACGAUCUUGCAAACCUUAAAAGGGAACUGUCCGGUAGCUCAAAGAAAGGAGAGCUUCCUCCUGGAAGAGCGGCUGCAACAAGCAUGACUUCUUUUCCUUUCCGAGAUUCUGAAAUUGAGAGCGAGCUGAAUGAGCUGAGGCGGAAGACUAAGGAAUUCUGAAGUUCAUACCAAUUCGAAUGAAUUACUGGAAUUCAUAUUUUGAGUACAAAACUGAACAAGUUCUGUUAUGCCUACAAGUUAACUUUGUAAAUCUGAAAGGUCAAAAAGAUUUAACAUUGUAUAGCUCAGAGGCCAAGCUAAAAUCAGUAGCAAUUUUUGAUACUUACACUGCAUUCCUGUUUAUAUGACGUUCUUUUUUAUUUUUUGGGAUGAGUUAUCAAGUAUUUAUCGAUUGAUUGAGGUGUUUCGCACAAAUAAAUACAAAAAUAUUAGUUUAUAGUUCAA